Darwinula stevensoni is the source of this 848-nucleotide messenger RNA. NCBI's taxonomy places the organism in Eukaryota, Metazoa, Arthropoda, Ostracoda, Podocopida, Darwinulidae. The record is from the annotation of a GenBank genome assembly.
CCUCCUCGUAUCAUCUUCGCAGAGAACAAGAAGAAAGGGAACGACAUCGCCCUGAUCCGCCUGCCGACGAGCCUGACGUUCGGCCCGACCGUCCAGCCGAUCUGCUACCCCACGUCGGGCGAGAUCGGGGCUGCCAUGGCCGGAUGCGACCAGAUGGCUUACGGGUGGGGGGCCCUGUCCUUCAAGGACUACAAGAAUCGCAAUCCUGCCACGUUCUUGCAGAAAAUGAGCAUGCGGACGUCUGACCGAGCCUUCAAGGAUUGCUUCGCAAACGAUGGCAGCGAAUUCUGCGGCUUUGCAACCACUCCGUCCACUUAUGGCUGCGUUGGAGACAGCGGUGGACCCCUGGUGGUGCGAUACAACGGCCAAGCGUUCGUGGCGGGGAUGGCUCACUGGGCCGCGAUCUCCACUAAGAUAUGCAAGAGCGCGCUUCGCUACACGAAAGCCUCCUUUCAUGCGGACUGGAUCCAGUCCACGAUCAGCAACUGGGGUUGAACGCAAUGAAAUUUGUAAUUUCGGAGAUUCCAAGAAGAAUCUUUUCCAUUAAAAAAAUUGGUUGGGGGGGGAAACAAUAUUGCAAAAUCAUCCGUUUUUAUCCGCAUCAACUUGAUAAUUCCGCUCUCCGUAGAAGCGGAAACUCCUCUUCUCCCAACGGACCAGAGUGGAAUUUUCAUUUAUUUAAAUAUAUGUAUAAUUCUAAUAUAGGCCCCUCUAAUUUGUGUGAGUGAACUGGCUGAGUGAAGGACUGACUAUGAUUCUAGCAAGCAUGUUUUAGGAAGAUUAAACGUGGUAAAACAGUUGUUAGUGUAGUGAUUUAUAAGGAUAUAUCCUUUUUUUUUGGGGGGGGG